Messenger RNA from Nothoprocta perdicaria, 1647 nucleotides. RefSeq names its product aminocarboxymuconate semialdehyde decarboxylase (gene ACMSD). The record is from RefSeq and is a predicted model, not a curated record. The coding region runs from base 256 to 1152 and encodes 298 amino acids. The transcript has 10 exons. Gene Ontology annotation, biological process: secondary metabolic process. Gene Ontology annotation, cellular component: cytoplasm; cytosol. NCBI's taxonomy places the organism in Eukaryota, Metazoa, Chordata, Aves, Tinamiformes, Tinamidae. Gene Ontology annotation, molecular function: hydrolase activity; carboxy-lyase activity.
GAACCUCGAUAAUAUUUAAAGCGUUUUGAAAUCAGAUUUAAGACUUAUUUUUAAAUGUUGUUAAUCUGGGAGCUAAAAGCUUAGUUCUACGAACAUUAUUAGGUCAGUCCAGUGAAUCCUCAGCAAUUCUGCUGAAGUCAAAGGAGCUACUCAGAGGCUCAAAACUGAGCAUAUGCUUAAGUAUUUCUCCUGAAAAAGAGAUAUGGAUAUGGUGGAUGGGUUCAGCUGGAUCAUCACUGCAAGGGACAGGCAAAGAUGAUGAAAGAUGGAAAGGUUUUUAGAGUUAUUCAAGAAAACUGCUGGGAUCCAGAAAUAAGGAUUAAAGAGAUGGACCUAUCAGGUGUCACAGUCCAAGUCCUUUCUACGGUCCCUGUAAUGUUCAGCUACUGGGCCAAACCUCAGGACACUUUAGAUCUAUCCCAGAUAUUAAAUAAUGACUUAGCUGCUACAGUAAAAAAGUACCCCAAGAGGUUUAUUGGCUUGGGUACAUUACCUUUGCAAGCUCCAGACCUGGCUGUGAAGGAAAUGCAUCGUUGUGUGAAUGAACUUGGAUUUCCUGGAGUACAAAUAGGAUCUCAUGUCAAUGAAUGGGACCUGAAUGCACCAGAAAUGUAUGACAUCUAUGCUGCUGCUGAGCAAUUGAAUUGCUGUCUCUUUGUGCAUCCCUGGGACAUGCAGGUAGAUGGACGGAUGUCCAAGUACUGGCUUCCCUGGCUGGUAGGCAUGCCAACAGAGACAACCAUAGCCAUUUGCUCCAUGAUUAUGGGAGGAAUUUUUGAAAAAUUUCCUAAGCUGAAAGUCUGCUUCGCACAUGGAGGUGGGUCUUUUCCAUACACAGUGGGGCGAAUCUCUCAUGGAUUCAAUAUGCGCCCUGAUUUGUGUGCAGUGGAUAAUGAGGUGGAUCCAAGAAAGUACCUUGGUUCAUUUUAUACAGACUCUCUCGUCCAUGAUCAUGGUGCACUGAGGCUACUAACAAGCGUAAUAGGAGAGGACAAAGUUAUUUUGGGGACAGAUUAUCCUUUUCCACUGGGGGAACUGGAACCUGGAAAAUUGAUUGAUUCAAUGGAAGAGUUCGACAGUAAACUGAAGGAUAAGCUCAAGGCUGGCAAUGCUCUGGAAUUCUUGGGCCUUAGCAGAAAGCAAUUUGAAUAAUUAUGAAGAUACUAAAGAGACCAAACUUUGGAAACAAUAUKGGAUCAUUUUGAGGUAUUAUGCUGAUAAAAAGAUUGACAAGUACAUUACAGUCUAUUGGUAUUUCCAAAAGCAAGUACUGGAGAUGUGUAUGCAGAGGCAUUUCUUUGUAUUUGAGGAUUUAAGUUCUCUUUACACAAUUUUGAAAUUCCAGCUUUCAUGCAAAAUGGAAGAUUUUAUUUUUUGCAGAUUCUCAGUCAGCACCUCUGAAUGAACAAAAUGUGAAAUUUGCCUUUAUCCAGUGAUUGAAAUUGUAGAAAACUGCACUUUAACCUAGCACUUCAAGUGCUUAUACUGACACUCUAAAUAUAUUGUGAAAGCAUGAAAAAAGUCUAUGGACUGCUCCUUUUAGGCUGCUGCCUAAACAAUCUAAACAAAAUGGUUGUAUGUGCAGAAAUAAUGUGUUUGUCUGGAUAAACCUUUGCACAUCAUUGUACUGUCAAAAUAUAUACUAGU